Messenger RNA from Camponotus floridanus (Florida carpenter ant), 4713 nucleotides. It is a transcript of the gene fwd, whose product is annotated as phosphatidylinositol 4-kinase beta. Gene Ontology annotation, cellular component: cytoplasm; membrane. Gene Ontology annotation, molecular function: 1-phosphatidylinositol 4-kinase activity. The transcript has 12 exons. Lineage: Eukaryota; Metazoa; Arthropoda; Insecta; Hymenoptera; Formicidae. The coding region runs from base 709 to 4002 and encodes 1097 amino acids. The record is from RefSeq and is a predicted model, not a curated record. Gene Ontology annotation, biological process: phosphatidylinositol phosphate biosynthetic process; phosphatidylinositol-mediated signaling.
GCAGCAGUGCGUCACCGAGUUAGUGUUGAAUGUGUCGUGCGACGAGCAACAACGUCGGGCCUGGCGAGCAGUCGUUGUCGUAGCCGUCGCCUCGAGUAAGCAUCGGUGAUACAUCGGAGCGGUAGACGCGCUCGCCCCGCGUCAAGCCCGGCCGCGUAACGUCGAGUGUCGGCGAAACGGUGGUGCAACGUGUCGUCCUCGCUGUCGUCAUCGUCUCGCCCGUCAGCUCGUCGCCUGACGAUGCAUCGUGCGCAUCACGUCCGCGACGACGGAGCCGCGAUCGACGCGCGUUGUUGGGCGUAGCCGGCGGCAGCGAAAACCGACAGGAGCGUGCGUGUGACAAAAGCCUGUGGGAACGCUGCCAUUGCGAGGGAACGAGUGCUCUCACCCGUGCUCUAGGUGCGCCUGCACUCGCGUGAGAGAAUAGAGACGCGAGGCGAGCACGUAUAUACGCAUCGCUCCUCUCCCGUCUCUCUCCAGCGUCUCGCGCUCUUCGUCCCCGGCCGCGCGACACUUCCGUGCCCGAAAACCCGACGCGCCUAAAACGACCGGAAGAUCGAACAACGAGAAUCCAACGUCGCGAGGCAUGUCAUCGUAGCACCGUACACGACUCGUGGUCUCGAGAUCUCGGAUUCGAGCGCGAGGUGAAGCCACAGCAUGGCCAGCAGAUGACUGUUAGCCGAGCCGGUGCUCGUACUCGACUCUAAUAUGAGCGAAGUAGUGGCAGUGACGCCAACUGGUGGACCUACGCGCCAGGAAAGCGUGACACACAUCAAGCGGCACAAGCUGGCCAGCUGUAAUGUUCCUCUCGUGCACGGUCGGCCGAAUCCGUCGAUCAGUCCACGUAGCAGAUUGACCACGCAUCAACGAAACCACAGUUUGGACUUCAGAUCAAUGGGUAUCUUACUACCACCGGUGCCUCAGGCAGCCGCAACGACGUUGACGCACCAUCACAGGAACCGAAGCCUGGAUUCCGCUUUGCAACGGAUUCCAGAGGUGGACGUGACACCGAGCCCGGAAUGCGAGAAUCCCGCCCCUUCAUCAGUCUCUAAGACGACAACCGUAUCAUCGUCGUCGUCAUCGUCAUCAUCGUCAUCGUCAGGACCAUGUGGAAAAGGCACUCGCACCGCGCGGGAACGCGAGGACUUGGCCAGUCUCGGUUCUGACGACUCCGGUAUCUUGUGUGGCUCCGACAGCGGUUCGAGCGACGCCACGAAUGCGCCCGCGACCCGAGAAUCCAGCGUGGAUCAUUUGCACAGCCGUGAGAGCCUCGACUCGUCUGUGUCACAGCCAGGAGACUCGGUGUAUUCGAUCGAUGUGGUAGACGGUAUUGAAAACGGUGCCGGUGUAGUGUCGGUGUCGAUGUCAAUGUCGGUACCAGUGUCGCCCGUGGAACUGUCGACGCGUCUUAGUGAUAAUCCUAUGUCUCCUGUAUCUCCCAAUGACGAAACCAACGAUCGUAAUUGUCCGCGAUCGUACAACGACACGAACGUUGUUGGUGAACCUUGCUCGCAAGAACCGCGAAUAACUAACGCGAAUGUGCGAGAACACAAUAGUGACGAUUAUCAGCGUCAGGAAUGCGUCGAAAUCUAUCAAAGCGUUAUAACGCAAGUGGCGUCAUCACCGCCAACUGUGGCUGACACAAGCCAAAAUGAAUUGGCCGGAGCGGCCAUGACUCUUUGCUGCGGUACGACUGCGACACAGCAACAGGAAGCUGAGACAGUGAAAAAGCAACCAGAUGUUAUCCGUCGACAGCAACAAGAAACAAAACAACCGAAACCAUCAGAAGGUUGUCUACUGCGACUCUUCGAGAGUCAAAUAUUCGACAUGUCCAUGGCUAUUUCUUAUCUGUUCAAUUCGAAAGAACCCGGCGUUCAGAGUUAUCUAGGUAACAAGAUGUUCAGUUUCCCGGAUAAUGAUGUGGACUUUUACUUACCGCAGUUAGUUGUGAUGUAUAUACAACUUCACGAUAUAACAGAAGUCCUUUAUCCAUAUCUUGUCCAUAGAUGUAGACAAUCGGCAGAUUUCUCUUUAAAAUGUGCUUGGCUGCUAGAUGCGUAUAGUUCCGAUGCUCAUUUACCAUCAAAAAAGAAGUCUCAUGGGACCAAAUUGAAAAAUCUUAUCUUGUCAGAUGAACUCAGGCCAAAGGGAAAUGAGAGUCGAAAGCAGCGCAUAGCUGGAUUGCAAGUUCCUGCACCAUCACCAUUGCCCUCGGCGCAAAACCUUACGUCGCCGAAUAAAAAAACCCACCAAAGAUCUCAGUCCGACGCUACUGGAUUGUUCCAGACUAUCCGCCGUAGUCAUUCCGGUAUAAUAAAUAAAGUAAGUCUUGGGGACCUGAGCUCGGGUCGAGCGUUUGACAAUGGUUGUACCUGCUUUUAUUCCUGCCAAGGUGUGGUGAACGAUUUGCGAGGCCAAAAGACAGAUUGUUUCUGCAACGCACCUCGACUCGCGCCAGAAUUUGAAUUUAUACAAGCGUUAAUAUCAAUUGGUAAAUUGCUCGGAACUAUCCCAACAAAGGAAAGUAAAACCGUUCAAUUAGUAGCAGAGCUCAACACGCUUAAUUUGAAUCUCCCUGCAAGGGUGUGGUUACCUCUGCAUAGUAUGAUACCGCAUCAUAUCGUGCGAGUUCCGCCACAGUAUGCUGCUGUUCUUAACAGCAAAGACAAGGCACCCUAUAUAAUAUAUGUGGAGGUAUUAGAAGUGGAAGAUUUAUAUACGUCACCCGUGCCGACGAAAAUAAUGGGUAGUUCAUUGAGGCAUACCAAGUCUGAAGAGAACUUAACCGGCGGCGAACAAUCCAACAUAUCUACUUCCGAUAGUCAACAAAAUUUAGCGGUGCGACAGACACCUGUAAAAAAUAUUUCGCCUUACUCCGUUAGGAAUACAGACGUAACAUUUAAUUUCCCCGACGAUGAUCCUAACGAUUGUUGGAGUCAGGAGGACGAUGAGAUUACGCAGCAAUACUUACAGCUUCGUAAGCCGAAAGAUCGAGAUACUAUCUCACAAUUGAGUCAAGAAUCGUCCGACAGCAGAGAACCGAUUUUUGUACCGGGCGACAUCAAGAGAAGAUUGAGCGAGAUGGCAGCUACGCCCAGUGCGACAUUUAGUCACGAUCCCGAGGACCCCUCGGCAGCGGUUCUUAAGGAGCCGUGGGAGCAAAAACAACGACGCAUAAGAACUUCCAGUCCGUAUGGGCACUUGGCAUCUUGGAGAUUACUCGCCGUCAUUGUGAAAUGUGGCGAUGAUCUUAGGCAAGAACUUCUCGCUUCGCAAUUGCUUUCGAUGUUGCAAAAGAUUUGGCAAGACGAACAAGUACCUCUCUGGGUGCGACCAUACAAAAUACUAUGUUUAUCUAAUGAUAGUGGUCUGAUUGAACCGAUCCUGAAUACCGUCUCGCUUCAUCAAGUCAAGAAGCAGUGCCAAUUAACGCUUUUUCAAUACUUUGAACGAGAGUUCGGCUCUUCUACCUCAGAGACGUUCCGCAUGGCGCAGAAAAACUUCAUUCAAAGUUGCGCCGCGUACUGCCUGGUCAGCUAUCUUAUUCAAGUGAAAGACCGUCACAACGGCAACAUUCUACUGCACAGCGACGGUCAUCUGAUCCACAUAGAUUUCGGAUUCAUUCUUUCGACUUCGCCAAGAAAUCUCGGCUUCGAGACCAGUCCGUUCAAAUUAACACCGGAAUUCGUUGAAGUGAUGGGCGGCAAUCAAUCCAAGUUCUUUGAAGAAUUUAAAAGUCUCAUUCUUCAAGGUUUAAUCGCAGCACGGAAGCACAUGGAGAAAAUAGUCAACCUUGUUGAGAUCAUGUUAUCGGGUUCUCAACUUCCGUGCUUUCGGAGUGGUGGGGCGGCGACUGUUCAAGGUCUCAAGAAUAGAUUCCACCUCACGUUAACAGAAGAUCAAUUGCGUCGGCAUGUCGAGGAUCUGGUCGAAGGCAGUAUUCAUUCGUGGUCCACUAAACUCUAUGAUCGAUAUCAAUAUUUCGCAAACGGCACUCUUUAAUAUCAAGAUUAAUUAUCCUCUGUCUAUCGCGUUUUGACUGAAACUAUCUUUCCGUAAGAUUGAAAAAAGACAUUAAUCUUGACAUCAACGUGUUGUGGUACUUCUCCCACAUCAUUUUUUACACUUAAUUGCGAGGUCGAUCAAUCGUCAAUAAGCGAAGCGACUAAUAAGUAUACUCCUAAGUCAGUCUGCCGCAUCGGAAAAUUUGUUUUGUAUUAUAAUAACGCGUGAUAACAGCUAAAGAGAAAUUAAUUAUACAUUGCUGUUUGUUUUCAUGCGCGUUAUUUCCGCAGUUAUUUGAUAAAAGCAUUUGCUUAAAAAUUAUGUUAUACUGUGAAAGACAGCUUUUACCAGAAUUUCAAUGUGUAAAUAAAGAAUAAUUUCGGUGAAUACAACAGAGAGUUGCACGAUAACGCAGAAAAAGACAAGAUAUUCUUUUUAGGCAUGUGAGCCGAUUUCGAUUGAGCACAGCGCUGUUUUCUAGCAUUCCACAAGCACAAAUGACGCUUAGAGUGGAAAAAUUGCUUUCCUCUUAAAUAUAUAGAUAGUCUCAAUGAGGCUAGACAUAUAGGAAAAUUGAAUAAAUCACUAUUCUUCGAGUUUUAUCAUUAUUCCUUACUUUCGUGGAGGGGUAGGAACGAUAUAAAAUAUUUUUAGCAAAUUUCAAAGCAAUUCGGCAUUCGAUAAAAAUUCGAUUAAAAAAGCCUCGAU